Molecule: messenger RNA, 2448 nt
Organism: Candidozyma duobushaemuli
Lineage: Eukaryota; Fungi; Ascomycota; Pichiomycetes; Serinales; Metschnikowiaceae
Gene: NPR1
Product: serine/threonine protein kinase
Exons: 1
Coding region: 1-2448 (815 amino acids)
Biological process (GO): intracellular signal transduction; protein phosphorylation
Molecular function (GO): ATP binding; protein serine/threonine kinase activity
Source: RefSeq, a predicted model, not a curated record
AUGACGGACAGUAAACCCGGGCCGAGCCAGGCCAAACACCCGCAACAGGCGGUCAGUUCGUUGACUAAGCUCUUGAGCGAAUCGAACUCCAAUGUGGCUUCGAAAAACGCAUCCCUGACCAGUUUAAACCUGCCUGGCUUCCUGGAUACGAAAAUAUCCCCUUCGCCUGGAAUGCACAACACCAGUUCCGACGAUAGCGGCAUUCAGAUCAAUGCGCUGACCAAGUUGAAGCACAAUGGCGUUGUGGGCGGUAACAGCAUUCUGCCUCGUCAAAACGCCGCCCCCGUGGCCCAAGCUGUGGGAUCAGGCUCCUCUCCAGUGGUGGUCAAUGGCGGUUUUGAUCUGACCCAACAAGGACGUGAUAUCCCGUUUGGACGUUCAUUUGGCUCCAAAGAUCAGCCCAUACGACCACCGACAGAUUGCAAGAGUCCCCGUGUCAACCGAACCAACUCGGUCUCGCAUACUUCAUUUUUCGCCACGGGAGGCUACGGCUCAGAGAGUUUAUCGUCGUCGAUUCCAUAUGGCGCACCUGGUGGUCGUGGAAACAGCGUGGCUAGCACGGAACACGCCGCCAAUUCUUACAAAGGAAACGGUUUUGCCAAUGGCUCUUCCAAUCUUUCCAAGGCAUUGCGCAACGACAGCGCUUCCUCGGAGUCCUCAGACCAUGUGCCUAACUUGCCAAACGGACAGCCCAUCCUGUCGAUCCACAUUUCGUCCCCUCAGGUCAAUUCAAUGACCAUCGAGCCACGUUUUGUCAUUUCCAAACAGAGAGUUGCACAGGCUCAAGCUCAGGCCCAGGCCCAGGCUCAGGCAGCUUCUUUGUCCAGCUCAGGACGCCAGGGUUCUCAGCUGGGUCUUUCAUUUUUCUUCUCGUCGAAGAACAAGGGCAAUCUGCAAGGCAAGGGAUCCUCCACAGAUCUUGGCUCGUUCUACAACAACCCAACUCCAAUCAACGAACACGCUGCAAUGGGCACGUCUCCAUCCAGUCUUUCAUCUGCGGACUCUGCUAACAUGUACAGCUCGUCCAAGCAUAGCUCCAUGGCCAACCUUAAAAGGUUCUUCAAGAAGGGCCAGUCUCCAUCCCAACCCAUCCCAGUUGGCAAAAUGUCCACUUCCAUGCGCUCAACUCACUCCGGCAGUGUUCCAGCAUCUGGCUCUUUUGCUUCUGCUUACCCCAGCCAGUCAGGCGGAUCUAAUGUGUCCGAGUCUUCCUACUCGCAAUCUCCAGUGACUGGUUUCGCUGUUGGUUCUUCUUCCGUCAGCAGAACUCCAUCAAUGGUUCGUGACAGAAGAGGAUCCAUCAAUGGCCUCACCAACUCACAGUCACAACAGUUGCCAUUCUCAAAGAGAUACAGUAAAUACGGAGAGAACCUUGGUGCUGGUGCCGGAGGGUCUGUCAGACUUGUGAGCCGUUUAGCUGAUAAAAAGACUUUUGCCGUGAAGGAGUUCAGACAGAAGUAUCAGAACGAGACAAAGCGUGAUUACGCCAAAAAGAUCACUAGUGAGUAUUGCAUUGGUUCGACCUUGAAACACCCUAAUAUCAUUGAAACUGUGGAAAUUUGUUACGAGAAUGAGAGAAUACUCCAGGUCAUGGAGUACUGUGAUUUUGAUCUUUUUGCUAUUGUGAUGUCCAACAAGAUGUCUCGCGAAGAGAUCAACUGCUGCUUCAAGCAGAUCCUAUCGGGUAUCAAUUACUUUCAUUCCAUGGGUUUAGCACACAGAGACUUGAAGCUUGAUAACUGUGUUGUGGAUGCCCGUGGUAUUGUAAAGAUUAUUGACUUCGGCUCCGCAGUGGUGUUCUCGUACCCAUUUUCAAAAACGUUAAUCGAGGCUCUGGGUGUUGUGGGCUCUGAUCCCUACCUUGCUCCAGAGGUAUGUGUCUUCAACAAGUACGAUCCUAGACCAGUGGACGUUUGGUCCGUGGCUAUCAUCUUCUGUUGCAUGAUGCUCAAAAAGUUCCCUUGGAAGGUCCCAAAGAUGAUCGACAACAGCUUCAAGCUUUUCGCUACUCGUGAAGAGGGCAAGUCGUUGAGCGAGAUGCUUGUUAGAACGCCAGACAAUUUCAGCAUGCCUGAGCUUGGCGCCGUGAUAGAUGAGGUUGAUGCCGGUGAUAUCUUAGAAUCUCCAACAACCGACGGCAAGCUGGGCGAAGGCAUGUCUCACACAUCUAGCGAGACUGGUCUCGGGCGUCUUUUACUUGCAUUGCCUGAAGACUGCCGUCCUUUGAUAGGACGCAUGGUUGAGUUGGCGCCAGCUUGCCGUAUCUCUAUUGAAGAAUGUUUCCAAGACGACUGGCUCAACAGCAUCGGCAUGUGCACAGUUGAAGAGCGCGUUAACAACGACGGUCUGUUUGAUUACCAGGUGUUCAAGGGUAGUGACCACGAGCACACCACCGUGGAUCAGUCCAAGGCCCACAUAGCGGCGUUUGACAAAAACAAAAAGAAGUAG